UCCUGGAUCUCGGCUGGACCAGCCUAGCGCAGCCGGGUCUCAUGGAUUCACAGUCCCGCUGUGUGGUUGUGACCGGUUUUGGGCCCUUCCGGCAGCACCUGGUGAAUUCCAGCUGGGAAGCCCUGAAGGAACUUUCCAAGCUGGGCUUAGGGGUGGACACUGACAUAGAACUUCGAACUCUGCAGCUGCCUGUGGAUUACAGGGAGGUAAAACGGAGGCUCACCACAAUCUGGGAAGAUUUUCAACCACAACUUGCUGUGCAUGUGGGCAUGGACACUUCUGCCAAGGCCAUCUUUCUGGAACAGUGUGGUAAGAACCGAGGCUAUCGGGAUUCAGACGUAAGAGGCUUCCAGCCGGAGGAUGGAGUGUGCCUUCCCGGUGGCCCUGAAGUGAGGCUGUCUGUUGUCAACAUGAAGGAGGUCUGCCGGCGUGUGGCUGUUGAGAAUGUCGAAGUGGCCUUUUCCCGAGAUGCGGGCAGGUACAUCUGCGAUUACACCUACUACCUGUCUCUGCACCUUGGGACUGGGCAUGCGGCUCUCAUCCAUGUCCCUCCUCUGUCGCCCUGGCUCUCGGCCAGCCUUCUGGGCAAAGCCUUGCGAGUCAUCAUCCAAGAAAUGCUGGAAGAAAGCGGGGAAGUCCAGACUCAAAGAACAGCAGCUUAAGGGAAGCAGCAGGGGGAUGCCUUCCUUAGAUGAAAUGGAGUGUUUCAGGCUUGGGCGGAGAAGCCAGCUGUGCUAUGAGAGGCUCUAAAAAAGGGAAACAGUUACAAGGCUGGGGGUGGGGGUGGGGGUGUGGACACACAGAAUCACAGUCUUACUUUAGUGUCUAAAGCAAGAAGAAAAUCCCCAAAGGCGGAUGCUUCAUAAGGGAUUAACUAGGGGAAGCUAUGACCUUUGUGACUACAAAGGGCCACCAAAACCUAGUGUCAAGACCAAAUGAACUGAAUAGCUCUCAAGUGUUCUUUUAAAAAGAUUUUAUUUAUUU
Molecule: messenger RNA, 984 nt
Organism: Mus caroli (Ryukyu mouse)
Lineage: Eukaryota; Metazoa; Chordata; Mammalia; Rodentia; Muridae
Gene: Pgpep1l
Product: pyroglutamyl-peptidase I like
Biological process (GO): proteolysis
Cellular component (GO): cytosol
Molecular function (GO): pyroglutamyl-peptidase activity
Source: RefSeq, a predicted model, not a curated record